CGAACCGCUUGAUAUACUUUUUGAUGUAGAAUGCGUCUUCAACUGGAACAUUUGGUCAGGAUUGUAGCAGCCCAUACAUCCAAGCCGUCAUACGUCCAGCCGAAACAUGAGCGCCUCAGCCCUCAGCCUCGCCGCCUUGACCGGUCCAACAGCGCAACCUCACCCUGAGGGACCACAUGCGUUCUGCGGCGUUCAUCCAAUAUCUCUACUGGAUUACCCCGUCACACAGCAGCAUUCUCAUCGUGAUGCGACCACCUCACUGGCCCGAGAAAUAGUUUCGAAACGAAUAAGAUGUCGUAAACAGCUGGGCCCCUUGCGUACCGCGUUUCAGGUGAACUGCGGUUUGCGCUUGUCCCUUUUGGGGGGUCGAGGGAAACAUAAGCCGCUUUGUGAAGGAGGAUGUCGGAAGGCUUAAGAUGGAGGAGUUGAUAAUAUCUUCCCGGACCCUGUUGCCGCUUCUUUUACACUCCUACUCUUUGCAGACAUAGAUCAUGGAUGACUAUAUGGAAGAGGAGCAGUUUCUACCAAUGACCCUAGGCGAAGGAAAUGCUAUGAUGCAAUUGGAUGACAGUUCAGCAUAUCUACAUGAUAAUUUCCAGCACCUACGUCCAGGACUCGAGGCUCUGCAAGAGGAUUCAUAUGGCACAGAGUAUCCGUCUGAUACAACUCCCAGUUGGCAGAACACCACCAUCGCUUCCCAAAAUUAUGGUCAAUUUCAUGGCCUGACAGGAACCUCUGCGCGAUCAUCCGUCUCGUCCGGACAUCGGCUGUCGAAUACCAGCAUCUUCUCACAGCCACAAUGGAGGGGCUCAGUUGCGUCCACCAGCACAACAUGGUCCGACGUCUCCCAGUCUCGCUCCGGCCUCAACACCACGGCCCUCACUGGCGCUCCAUUACGAAGCACUCAACCAUCUACUUCUCGUCACCGCAACCGCCGCCCAACCGCAUCCACACCCCGGUACUGGUGCACCUCCUGCCACGAGCCCUUCGGGGAGAAAUACGACUGGAAGCGCCACGAGGAAACCUACCAAGAGCGCUCCGUGACCUACCACUGCGGCCUGUGUCCCAAAACCUACUUCCUCGAUAAGGACUUCAUCCACCACCACCGUGAAAGGCACCGCUGCCAGACGUGCGUGGAGAACAAGCAUGCCGAAGUUGCACGACGACAGCGGAGAACGCGCACGGGCUGGGGCUGUGGGUUCUGCUUGAGGUGGGAUGGCGAUUGGGGCGAGAGGUGUAAGCACGUGGCGUGGCAUUUUGAGAAGAACGGCGAUGGGAUGCACAGGUGGAAUCAGACGCAGGUGAUAUUGUCGCUGUUGCAGCAGCCGGGAGUGAGGAGAGAGUGGCAUGCUUUGUUGGAGAGGAAGGGGGAGGCGAAUCCGAGUUUUGGGUGGAGUAGGAGUUGGGCUGGGAGGGCGGAGGGGUAUUUGGAAGGGGAGUGCGAGCCGCAGUUGCAAGAUGUGCUGGAGUUUUAUACGCCGGAUCAGGAUGCGAGGGCUUUGGUCGAGUGGGCGUGGGAGUUGGGACAUCAGCCGCCAGGAGUUGCAUCAACGGCCAAGGGACGGAAUAAGGGGUCCGCAUCCAGGUGCUCCUCUUCUCCCGACAAGGCACUACCAUCGUUACCAACGAGCCAACCGCCGCCACCAGUACCACCAAAAGACCAGGCCCUCGAACCAGCAAUAACGCAUAUGACUACCGACCUCCCUAUCGAUCUCGAGCACUGGGAAUUCCUCAUCGACAGCAUUCCCGACGACAGCCUCCUCCCUCAUGGCAUUCCAAUGGACUUCAGCAACCUGGAUCCGGCACACUUCGAUCUUCAUGUGGACACGAGUAUGCACUUUCAAUGAACCAGCAAGAUGAAACCCGAUUAUGUACGAUAUGCUCCCAUACUUAUCGGCGGGAGCUGGUCUCCCCGCCUAAAUGCUAAUAACCA
This is a messenger RNA of Westerdykella ornata, 1933 nucleotides long. RefSeq lists its product as uncharacterized. The transcript has 3 exons. Lineage: Eukaryota; Fungi; Ascomycota; Dothideomycetes; Pleosporales; Sporormiaceae. The record is from RefSeq and is a predicted model, not a curated record. Bases 492 to 1847 code for a protein of 451 amino acids.